This is a messenger RNA of Drosophila persimilis, 1555 nucleotides long. Its product is annotated as E3 ubiquitin-protein ligase MARCH4. Gene Ontology annotation, molecular function: ubiquitin-protein transferase activity; zinc ion binding. Gene Ontology annotation, biological process: protein ubiquitination. The transcript is spliced from 6 exons. The coding region runs from base 65 to 1420 and encodes 451 amino acids. Lineage: Eukaryota; Metazoa; Arthropoda; Insecta; Diptera; Drosophilidae. The record is from RefSeq and is a predicted model, not a curated record.
UGUGUUAAAAUUUUUGGUAUAAUUAUUUUUGGACCGAACUACCUAAAGGAUUUUCUAAAGAGUAAUGGAGUGCGAGAAGAUUGUAGAGACCACCGUUACUGCUGGUGACCUCAAACAGGACACGACCCUAGAGCAGGAGCUCGAGGGUGCACUGUCCUCGAGCAGCGCCGAUGAUACGCCGCCGGGCAUGAUCAUUGUGGGGAGCCGCAUCAGUGCCAGGCAGGAGCUUAUGGAACCAAGCGUUGCGGACAAGGAUACAAAAAUCGAGGGCGAAAAUGAAUUCGGAAAAGAUUUUCAAAAGGAUGUUGAGCUGCCACGGGAGCCGGAAAAUGCCUGCUCCAUGUCGCUGGGCUUCAAGCCACGUGUCCAGUUCCAGCGGGUGCCGCAUGAGAGCGUUGGCCGUCUCUUGGCCAGCACCGAGGCUGCCCUGGCAGCCGCCACCAGCUCGGCCUACGCCACACCCAUGUCCACGAUUGCGGAACCUUUUGCCACAUUGCGUCACGUCGUCGACGAGGCCACACAGUGCAACAACCUCGGCAACGAAGUGUCUGCCUCCAGUGAGUCAAUGUCCUCGCUGGGCUCGCUCGUCUGUCGUAUUUGUCAUAACGGCGAUAAUCCCGAACAACUGGUGUCGCCCUGUUUGUGCAAGGGCUCCCUGACAUAUGUCCAUGUGCAAUGCCUGGAGCGCUGGAUUAGCACCUCGCACUGCACGUUAUGUGAACUCUGCCAGUUCCAGUACAACACGGAGCAGACGCUGCGGUACUCCUGUCUGCAGUCGCUGCGAAUUUGGUAUUCGCGGGCCAUGAGCCGCCGGGCCCUGCAGGAGGACUGCCAGAUGUUCUCGCUGCUCACUUUGGUGGCCUUUGGGAUCAUCGGCACCCUGCUGGUAGGCAUCCAGUACUAUGCCAUGAACAACCAGUCCUGGGCCAUGAGCAAGCUCUGGACAAAGUCCUGGAUGCUCUUCUUUCUGUUCAUGACGGUUACCGUUUACUUUGCAAAUAUUUUUAUGCUGGUCAAGUCCCAGGUGACGCCUUGGUAUCGCUGGUGGCAGUCAGCCAGAGACAUCAAGCUGAUUCUGGAGAACCGGCGACCCUUUCCGAAUCCGAGUCGCCUGCGACACCAGGCGAUGGACGCCGGCUCGCUCUCCGCCUCCAUGAUCACCCAUCACGAUCAGCAAGAGCUGGCGCCGCCCACGGCAGUGACCCCUGUGCCAACAACCUCCAGCGAGGAUGGGAUUGAGAGCAGUCCCGGCCGUCAGUGGGGCAAGCGUAUGGAGAGCGCUAUGCUGGCGGCCGCCAUUGCAGCCACAGUGGAAUCGAUUGCCGACGCCAGUGCACGGGAGAGCGAGAGCAAGGCCGUGCAGCAGCCCAGCCAAGAGCAUCAUCGUCCUGGGCAGCCAUCGGAAGGCGCCGGCAACUAAAAGGGCAAUGACAAGAGCCAAGGAGAUAGACGGACACUGAAAAGGAGCAAGUGGCAAGGCGGUGUAUGCGUGUCAUUUGUUUAAUGUAGUUUCAAUGCUUUUAAUGAACUUUCCCAACGAGCAGACUUCAAUUAA